Messenger RNA from Aspergillus nidulans FGSC A4, 972 nucleotides. RefSeq names its product bifunctional protein farnesyltransferase/protein geranylgeranyltransferase (gene ramB). The record is from RefSeq and is a predicted model, not a curated record. Gene Ontology annotation, cellular component: CAAX-protein geranylgeranyltransferase complex; protein farnesyltransferase complex. The transcript has 5 exons. Gene Ontology annotation, molecular function: transferase activity; CAAX-protein geranylgeranyltransferase activity; protein geranylgeranyltransferase activity. The coding region runs from base 1 to 972 and encodes 323 amino acids. NCBI's taxonomy places the organism in Eukaryota, Fungi, Ascomycota, Eurotiomycetes, Eurotiales, Aspergillaceae. Gene Ontology annotation, biological process: peptide pheromone maturation; protein maturation.
AUGGGAAAAUACGCGUCUGAUUCUGAGUGGGCGUCAAUCGAUCCCAUUCCGCUCAAUGAUGGCUCCGAGUCAGGCGCGAUGCCGCUGGCCACCAUCGCCUACAGCGAGGAAUAUCUCGAAGCAACUUCAUAUCUUCGUGCGGUUAUGGCCGCCAAUGAAAUGUCUGACAGAGCCCUGAAACUCACAGAAGACAUUAUCUCCAUGAAUCCAGCCCACUAUACAGUCUGGAUAUAUCGUGCCAAGAUCGUCUUUGCUUUGAACAAAGAUCUCCUCGAGGAGCUGGAGUGGCUGAACGGCGUCUCCUUGAGGUAUUUGAAGAAUUAUCAAAUCUGGCAUCAUCGCCAGGUUAUCAUGUCCUCACGAGAGCACUUCCCUAGUCUCCCACCAAAAGAGAUGGACUUUCUCAUGGAAAUGUUCGCUCAAGACUCAAAAAACUAUCAUGUAUGGACCUACCGCCACUGGCUGGUGCGGCAUUUUGAAUUAUGGGAUUCCCCUCGCGAGCUCGCGGACGUGAACUCCCUACUCAACUCGGAUGUCAGGAACAAUUCCGCCUGGAAUCACCAUCUGGUCGACGAGGAGCUGAGGUACGCUCAGGACCAGAUCCUUCGAGCGCCAGAGAACCGAAGCCCAUGGUCGUACGCUCGGGGUAUCCUACGAGCUGCUAGUCGGCCACUCUCCGAAUGGACCGAGUUUGCGCAGAAAUUCGUCGUCGACAAGCGGGACGACCAGGGUCAGAUUGUGGACGUCUCGGUGAAGAGUAGCCACGCUGUGGAGUGGCUAGCUGACGUGUAUGCUGACGCUGAAGAGAAUGGCCGCGCUGAGGCUGUCCGUAUGCUCAACCUCCUGAAGGACAAGUACGAUCCCAUUCGGAAGAACUACUGGAACUAUCGCAUUCGGACAAUCGAGGCGGAAGAAGUCCCAGCUUCUGCACCCAAAUCCAAUUUACCAUAUUUGCUGAAUAUCAUGUUCUGA